CCGCUGAGUGACCCCGACCAGCCUUGCUGUCAUCGGAGUGUGAGCAGGUCUGAGAUCCCGGUCCCGGUCCCUGUUCCCGGUCUAGUCCCGGUUCCAGCCCCGGUAUCUGGUUCUUCUCCUGUCCCAGGACCCCUGGUCCCCCCCGGAGGAAACCCCGCACCCCCCAGGACCCCGGACUGCGCAGGCGCAGCAGCAGCAGCCAUGACGCAGGCCGGUCGGAGGAUUUGAGUGCGAUGUCUCUGGUCUUCUCUCGCGCCAACGCCGCCCCGUUAACCUGCAAGAAGGAGAAGAGGAUGAUGGCGGAGGUGAAGGCGUCGCCGCUCAAGCACUUCGUCACGGCGAAGAAGAAGAUCAACGGCAUCUUCGAGCAGCUGGGCGCCUACAUCCGGGAGAGCGCCGCCUUCCUGGAAGAUACGUACAGGAACGAGCAGCUGGACCCGGUCACCACGGAGGAGCAGGUCCAGGACGUGCAGGGCUACCUGGCCAAGGUGGGAGGAAUCGGAGAAGUUCUGGCCCGCCGACACAUGAAGGUGGUCUUCUUCGGGAGGACCAGUAACGGUAAGAGCUCCGUGAUCAACGCCAUGCUGUGUGACAAAGUCCUGCCGUCGGGGAUCGGACACACCACCAACUGCUUCCUGAGGGUGGAGGGAACCGACGGCAACGACGCCUUCCUGCUCACCGAGGGCUCGGAGGAGAGGAAGAGCAUCAAGACGGUGAACCAGCUGGCCCACGCCCUCCACCAGGACCAGGACCUGGACGCCGGCAGUCUGGUCUGCAUCAUGUGGCCUAAAGUCAAGUGUGCUCUCCUGAGGGACGACCUGGUGCUGGUGGACAGCCCGGGCAUCGACGUCACCACGGAGCUGGACAGCUGGAUCGACAAGUUCUGCCUGGACGCUGACGUGUUUGUGCUGGUGGCCAAUUCUGAGUCCACGCUGAUGCAGACGGAGAAGUCGUUCUUCCACAAGGUGAACGAGCGUCUGUCCAGCCCCAACAUCUUCAUCCUGAACAACCGCUGGGACGCCUCGGCCUCGGAGCCCGAGUACAUGGAGGAGGUGCGGAGGCAGCACAUGGACCGCUGCACCAACUUCCUGGUGGAGGAGCUGGGGGUGGUGGACCGAGCCCAGGCCGGAGACCGGAUCUUCUUCGUCUCCGCUAAGGAAGUCCUGCAGGCCCGGGUGCAGCGGGCGCAGGGCAUGCCGGAAGCAGGGGGAGCUCUGGCCGAGGGGUUCCAGGCCCGGAUGUUUGAGUUCCAGAACUUUGAGAGGAGGUUUGAGGAAUGCAUCUCCCAGUCGGCCGUCAAGACCAAGUUUGAGACUCACACCGUCCGGGCCAAGCAGAUCUCGGAGGCGCUGCGUCGCAUCAUGGACUCGGUGCACAUCGCCGCCCAGGAGCAGAGAGUGUACUGUCUGGAGACCAAGGAGGACCGUCAGGACCGGCUGGAGUUCAUCGACAAACAGCUGGACCUGCUGACGCUGGACUGCAAGGCCAAGAUCAAGAAGAUCACGGAGGAGGUGGAGAGACAGGUGUCCAACACCAUGGCCGAGGAGAUCCGGAAGCUCCACGUCCUGGUGGACGACUUCCACCUGGACUUCCACCCGGCACCGGUGGUGCUGAAGGUUUACAAGAACGAGCUGCACCGCCACAUUGAGGAAGGUCUGGGGAAGAACGUGUCAGAGAGAUGCUCGUCCUCCAUCACCGGGGCCCUGCAGGCCACGCAGACCGACAUGAUCGACGGCCUGAAGCCUCUGCUGCCCGGCUCGGUCCGAGAACAGGUGGAUAAGAUGUUUCCCCGCCAGUGCUUCAGCCUCAACUACGACCUGGCCUGUGACAAGCUCUGCAGCGACUUCCAGGAAGACAUCGGCUUCCACUUCUCCCUGGGCUGGACCAUGCUGGUCAACCGCUUCCUGGGGCCCAAGAACACCCGCCGGGCCCUGAUGGGCUACAGUGACCAGGUUCCCCGGCCGAUGGCCCUCACUCCCGUCAGCACCAGCAUGCCUCCCUUCCCUCAGGGAGCCGUCACUCAGGAGGAGCUGAUGGUUUCCAUGGUGACGGGACUGGCAUCCCUGACGUCCCGCACCUCCAUGGGAGUCCUGGUGGUCGGUGGUGUGAUCUGGAAGGCGGUGGGCUGGCGGCUCAUCGCCCUGUCGGUCGGCCUCUACGGCCUCCUGUACGUGUACGAGCGUCUCACCUGGACCACCAGGGCCAAGGAACGAGCCUUCAAACGGCAGUUUGUGGACUACGCUAGUGAGAAGUUGCAGCUCAUCGUCAGCUACACCGGAUCCAACUGCAGCCACCAAGUCCAGCAGGAGCUGGCCGGGGUGUUCGCUCAGCUCUGCCAGCAGGUGGACGUGACCCGGCAGAACCUGGAGGACGAGAUCAACCACAUGAACAGCAAGAUCGAGGUUCUGGACAACCUGCAGAGUAAAGCUAAGCUGCUCAGGAACAAAGCCGGCUGGCUGGACAGCGAGCUCAACAUGUUCACCCAGCAGUACCUGCAGCACAGCAAGUGACCGGGGGGGGGG
Molecule: messenger RNA, 2522 nt
Organism: Cololabis saira (Pacific saury)
Lineage: Eukaryota; Metazoa; Chordata; Actinopteri; Beloniformes; Belonidae
Gene: mfn2
Product: mitofusin 2
Exons: 18
Coding region: 234-2510 (758 amino acids)
Biological process (GO): mitochondrion localization; mitochondrial fusion
Cellular component (GO): mitochondrial outer membrane
Molecular function (GO): GTP binding; GTPase activity
Source: RefSeq, a predicted model, not a curated record